Messenger RNA from Sinocyclocheilus rhinocerous, 1002 nucleotides. RefSeq names its product zona pellucida-like domain-containing protein 1. NCBI's taxonomy places the organism in Eukaryota, Metazoa, Chordata, Actinopteri, Cypriniformes, Cyprinidae. Bases 178 to 1002 code for a protein of 274 amino acids. The record is from RefSeq and is a predicted model, not a curated record. The transcript has 9 exons.
CAAAAAGAGAGAAGGUGAACAAGGAGUCAGAUGUUCUUUGUUGGCGCUCUCCUUCAUCAAAAUCAAAAACGUGUGACCAGUGAUAUUAGGCUCAUUUGAAUUGCUACAUUCAGUACUUGUUGGUGACACCUGAACACAGAACAGAAAACCUGUUGCGUGAUUCAAUUCCAGAGCAUCAUGUGGCCAGCCCUCCUAGUGUGUCAGCUCGUCCUGAUUCUCCAGUCAGAGGCUCAGAGUCCCUGCCUCACCCACCCAACAUUCAGAGACCCGGACAGCUCUGAUAUUACAGUUGUGUGUGGCACAAACAGGAUGGAUUUGCAGAUUUUGCUGUGCCCCAUGUACUUCUAUGGAUACAAUGAAUCCAUGGUGGCUCUUAAUAGUCAGUUUGGCAAACCUGAGUGCAGAGGAACCGCUGACUGGACCGUCGACCCACCUGUAGUGAAAUUCCAGUUCUACAUCACUGAACCAUACAUAUCUGUCUGCUCCAAUAAGCUGACGAUCACCGAUGAGAUCGGAUCUGGGCUGUUCUCAGACUUCUCCAGUGUUCAGUCUGUGAACAUCUCUGGAGUGGUCAAUACUCAGGACGUGAAUGCUGGAACCAUCACCUACUGGCAGGAGAUCAAAUACCUCUUUUCCUGUAGAUACCCACUGCAGUACAUGGUCAACAACACGGAGAUGAGUGUAUCUGGAGUGAGUUUGGCAAUUAAAGACAAUAAUGGUAGUUUCAUCAGCACUCUGAGCAUGGUUCUUUUUGAGGACUACACAUAUACCACUCGUCUCUUCAUACCUCCAACGGGUCUCAUGCUGAAAACCAGGGUUUUUGUGGAAGUGCGAGCCACUAAUCUCACAGAGAGGUUCAAUGUUCUUUUGGAUCGAUGCUAUACAACCACAAGUCCUUACCCAGGAAACAGCACAUCAUUUGACCUGUUUGUCGGCAAAGAUGAUUGCGAGGAUGAUUCAGGUACAAAUAUGCAUCUGAAAGUGAUUCCACAGCUCAGUUAA